Molecule: messenger RNA, 1207 nt
Organism: Pungitius pungitius (ninespine stickleback)
Lineage: Eukaryota; Metazoa; Chordata; Actinopteri; Perciformes; Gasterosteidae
Exons: 2
Coding region: 155-958 (267 amino acids)
Source: RefSeq, a predicted model, not a curated record
AAGUGAGAAUGAGGCAGCGGUUUGAGUGUUCCUUGUCAUUCGACAUUGGCGGUCAUUUGCUCAUCUCACUUCACUUGUGAUACAAACUUCACAUACUUGACAAAAAACCUUAUUCUUCUUGGAAAUACAUUGAGAUCUCCAGCAAUACAUCAAGAUGAAUGGAAUCCUCUUUGUGUUGUACUGCAUAGAAAUACUGGGUCCAGUAUUGUGUGGAGCUCAAACGACCUCUUAUCCUGUCACGUCAACGGGCAUUCAAAAUCCAAACUCCAGUCCUCCAGCUUCCAUUACAUCGCCCACAACUCGUCCCAACUCUACCAAUCCUUCACUCUCCCAGGACUCCAAUAAUCACAGCGCUUCACCUUCUUCUGGCCGACAGACCACCAUCGCUUCCACAACCACCAUCGCUUCCACAACCCCCACCAACCCACUUUUAAUGUCCAUUUACGCUAUGCAAUGUCGUCCAGUGGUCAUCAUGGCUGGUGGACUGAUUAUAGCCUGCGCUAUCCUGCUGAUUUCUACUCUGUUGCUCGUGUGUAAAGUUUGUCAGCUGAGCAUUCAAGUCAAGAUGCUGAGCGACAACGCUGACCUGAUCAGCACCACUGAAUACUGGAUGGGAACGGCCAAGAAGAGCAAAAGCGUGUCCGAGACGGAGGCCAAAGAGACCACCGUGCUAAUGGUGGACAUCGUUCAAACAGAAGAGCACGUGGGGGAGGGUGCCACCAAGGGAGAGGGCGGGAAGGGAAACAAGGAUGGGCAAAGGGAAGAGGAGGAGAAGGAGGAGGUGAAGGAGGAGGUGGCCAAGACUGCUGAGGGCAAGGAAGCUUCCGCUGAACCUGAAACCGCUGCGGAAGAUGCAUCCUCUUCAAAGUCGCCAGAGGAGGCCACUGAUCUCCAGUCUGUCAAAGCUGGAGCAGCCCCCACCUCUGGGUGCAAUGAGGAACCAAAAGAGAAGGUGUGAAGCUGUGUUUCCUGAGCACCUGUUUUGACUAUGUUUGCAAAUCCUUCAUGGUUAAAAAAAGGACAUUUUUAAACUGCAGCUUUUGCAUUAGAGUAAGUUGAGAGCUGCGCACGCUGCAAUCCGGUAAAUCUGUCACACCUGGGCACUGGGCAUUUGUAGUUUUAUAACAAUAGGUUGAUACUGUAUUUUACUAUCUAUCUAUUCUGCUAGACAUAUACUAUCUGUAACAAUCAGAGGAAUAAAACACCU